Messenger RNA from Cydia pomonella (codling moth), 1100 nucleotides. RefSeq lists its product as uncharacterized. NCBI's taxonomy places the organism in Eukaryota, Metazoa, Arthropoda, Insecta, Lepidoptera, Tortricidae. The record is from RefSeq and is a predicted model, not a curated record. Bases 368 to 1012 code for a protein of 214 amino acids. The transcript is spliced from 3 exons.
UCUUUUUAAAAGCGAGUGUGUGUACAUGUCUUUCAUUUUGCUCGUAUUCGAAAGUAGAGAAUUUAACGUGAAAUACACCAUUUCAUCCCUUGGCUAACAAUCUACGAUACAUCUAGCUUAGUGUAUACGAGUAUUUACUAAUAUUCCACACGAGUACCUAUGUCAAGUCUUAUACUCAUACGUCUACACACCUUCGUGUUGAACGCUCCUUAAUACCUGUGUACAUGGAACCCACAUAUAACACCACUAUUAGUCAUUUCUAUAUGAGUAACUUAAUCCUUGGAUUAUCUGCGCGGAUAUUGAAUCUGUGCUGCACCGGGCUAUAUAAACUCGCAUUGGUAAACAAGGGAGUGAAAUUGCCGACCGAAUGGCAACAAGAAUGUUUACGUGGAUCUGGAUAUUUGAAAUUGUUUUCCACGGUGUAGUGCCGCAAGUCUUGGAGCCCCCGGGAACCAGGUGGGGGAAGAACGUUACAUCUUGCGAGGAAUUCGAACGAGACGCUCACUUCGAGCCGACAGAAGUAAUCGAUGCCAUGUGGAAAAUAUUUUACUCGUGGGCUGACACCACUGAGUUGUCGCUCAUUGUGUUCUCGUUACUAUCAGCUAAGCGUUUAAAAAGAAUAAAAGCUGUAGUAGACUCGAUAGAUCCGGGUUUGGGGAUACCCUGGUUGGAUGCCGAGUUUCUAAUGGAGCCUCGAGGUGGUUUACAGAUUCUGUUACUUCGCCAGGGGACUCCGGGUGCAUACCGCGCCCUCAUCAUCGCCGAACAACGCGAUAAAGCUCGCCCAAAUCCGAGACCAAUCCUAAAUAUGGCGGAUGUGCGCAUGAAACUGGUGGGCCGUAUCAUGGGCAUGAUGUCCUGCGAGGAGCUCACCGCAUAUGCGCUGGCUCGACAGCACGAGAUGCCGGUCACGGAGGCCGACUGCGUGGUGCGGGCCAACACGCUCGGGUACCGGGGGCCCGGGGGACACUCGUACCUUCAAAUACGUCGCAUGAUUAAACAAGAACUAUAAAGAGUUAGUAAAUGGAUAAAAUGUAUGCUACACUGAAAUCGCAUCCUAUUCGUAGGUGAUCGAACUAAUAAAAAUAAAACUCAUAUGA